Molecule: messenger RNA, 1050 nt
Organism: Paramecium octaurelia
Lineage: Eukaryota; Ciliophora; Oligohymenophorea; Peniculida; Parameciidae
Source: the annotation of a GenBank genome assembly
AUGUUAUUUGUAAUACUCUGUUUAAUUUCCACUUUAAAAGCAUAAGAUGAAGAUGAAAUUGAAUAUGAUGUUGUUGAAACAUUACAAAGUGCUUGUAGAUGUAGUUAGAUUUUGAGUGAACUUGAUUGCAAACAAUUUUGUUUUUGGGUACCUAAUUCUGAUGGUAAAACUGGAAAAUGCAGAGAUAGAUUAUGUAGUGAUUAUACAGAUAAGAGUUCAUGCAAUGGGGAUUAAAAGAAUUUAUGUUACUUUAAUUAAGAAUCAAAUCUAUGUAAAAAUUUAAGAGGAGACUGCAAUAGUCUAGAAACUUAGGAAUAAUGUGAGGUUAAAAAAGAUAAUGACAAAUAAAAAUGCCUAUGGUAAAAUUAGCCAGAUGAUGAGGGUGUUUAAUGUUAAAUUUUGGAAUAACCAGAAGAAGAAAUUCCUGUUAUUUGCAAUGACAUCAAUUAACAGGAAGUUUGUGAUUAAAGUACAGAAUCUAAUAGUGGUUACUAAUGUGCUUGGCUAUUAAAUCAAAUUGACGAAGGAUCAACUUAAACUGCUUCAUCUAAUGAUUCAACUACUAGACUCUUAAAGGUCGAUAACACUGGGCAUUGUUCAAGAUUCUCUGUUAAAAAAUGUACCGAUGUGAAUAAUAUUGAUGCUGACGAUUCAAUCAAAGAGAUGCUUUGCAAUAGAUUUUCAGAUACAUGUAGAUACACUAUUCAAACAUCAAAUGGCAUCACUGUAACAGGAACUAAUUUCAAUCUUGUUUCCUAUUCUUGUGAAUAACGAACUUGCAAAGAUUAUGGAACCAAAGAAUUAUGUGAAGAUAACUAUUUUAUCCCUGAUUUUGAAGACUAUCUUCAUUUAUGCAGUUGGACAUCUGAGUCUUGUGUUGAAGGAUUAGUAAUUGAAAAAUUUACUCCAUUGAACAGUCAGGAUAACUGCUAUAAGGCAGAAACUCGGUAUUAAUUGACAUGGAAUCAGGAAAUCAAUAAGUGCACUAAAUGUCCAGGAUAAGGAUAUAUACUGAGUUUACUAUUCAGUCUUUAUGUUUUGGCAUUAUGA